GGUGGGGGGGGAGAGGCGGCGCAUGCGCAGAGUCGGGCGGGCAGCCUGCGAUGGUGGCGGGGCAGCGCACGAGCACACUGGAAUUUUCCUUUUGGGUGUGAAACAGUCAUGGCAGAUCAAGAGUACGUUCUUUGCAUGUGGAAGAAGCGUUUAUGGCCAGCAAAGGUUUUGUGCAGAACUGGAGUUGCUGGGAAAACAUCUAUUACUAAUGUGAAGACGACUUCUUUUAAAGUUGAAAUACUUGGCUUGAAAGAACAGAUUAGUGUGAACUGUGCAGAUGCUGUACCGCUGAAAGAAGAAUGUAUAGAAAACAUCGCCUCUAACUUAGAUCAAAGGAAUAGUUCAAGUGAAGCUGUGGAAGAACUGAAAUAUCGCUGUUCUCUUAAAAUUGCCCUGGAUAUUUUGGAUCAAAAUGGCUCAGCCAAACAAGUACUGCCUUCAGAAAAAGGACCAAACACUCUGUUACCCCAGGAGAACAAGGCAGGAUCUCUCUCAUCUACCCCGUUACAGGGACGUCAAUCACUCUUUCACUCAAAAGAAAAGUUGGAGCUUGAGACUUCCAAGAGGAAAACAGAACAAAAAAAUAACCCCAGCCUGAAGACCAAUACAAAAAAAAACAAACAGGAAGCUUCCUUCAUUUUGGAGGAGAGUACUAGAGGACACAGAAUUAGAACAAACCCUUCCAAACGUGUCACUGGGGACUGGAGUAAUAUGUCAGACAGUGCAGAUUGCAAAACACCAGAAUCAGAAUCACUACCAAGACAGAAAAAAAUCAAGCCCAGCUUGUUGACAGAGUCCAAACCAGGAAAUCAAGUCUUCUUUAAGACCAAGGAGAUAAAAAAGAAGGAAGAAAGAAAAAGACAAAGAGGUGCAGGAUUACCUGUAUCAUAUAGGAAUGAUUUCCCCACGGAUCAAGCCCAGCCCCUUGCUGAGGAAGGGUCCCCUCUGCCUGUCCCCUGCAAUCCUGACACAGUGGUACCUGUCACAAGGGCAAAAACCAGAAGUCAACCUAGAAAAACGUUACUGGAUUCUUGUAAAAGUGCCUCAGGUGACUUGGAAAAUAGCAUCAGUAGUGAGAGCAAAAGCCUGGCAAAGCAAUUAGAUGGAGGAAAAAAGCCAGUGAGUUUAACACAGACUAAUGGAGAACAAAAGAUUGGCACAACCAUGUCCUCGUACAGAAAAAGGGGAUGGAGGAAUUGCCCUGAGUCUUCAUCUGGGCCUUCUAACCAUGGGACACUUUCUGAUAGCUUCCCCUCUCAGCAUAAAGAGGAGAAAAAUAAGGAUAUUUCACAUGUAGUUAUGAAUAAAGUAAAGCAAUUCCAGCUGCCUGAUUUUGAGGAAGAUGAAGGGCUGGAAUCGCUUGACCUGUCUUCAAAUAUAGCUUCCUUGGAGAAUCUCUCUUGCCUCUCAGCUCUGGUAGAUGAAGAGGAGGAGGAGGAGGAAGAACUUCCUUGUGUUUUAUCACAUCAAGAACCGCAAUCAAUUGAAGAAGGGAUUUUGGUCUGGUGCAAAUUGCGAAGCUAUCCUUAUUGGCCAGCAGUGGUAAAAUAUGUGAAGCGGAAAUGCCGAAAGGCGUGUGUGCUGUUAAUAGAAGGGAAUACAGAUUGCAAGAAAAAAGGUUUCUCAGUACCUCUUAAGAAUCUGAAACACUUUGAUUGCGAAGAAAAGCAGGAGCUCAUAGGACGAGCUAAGGAAGAUUAUCGCCAAGAAAUUGAGUGGUGUAUCCGACUGAUUUCUGACUAUCGAGUUAGAGUAGGUUGUCAUUCUUUUACGGGAUCCUUCCUGGAAUAUUUUGCUGCUGAUAUCAGCUACCCAGUUAGAAAGGAAGGUUAUCCAAGUUCAGUCCAAAUGACCUUUCCAAACACAGCAGAGGAAGAUGUUGGAGAGUCUUCAUCAGAACCUUCACCUCAGAAGCCCUCCAAGAAACUUCUUCCUGACAGAACAAGAGCUGCUAGAGAUAAAGCGAAUAAAAAGAUAGUGGAGUUUAUAGUGAAGACUAAGGGGGCCGAAGAGCAUCUUCUGGCUAUUUUAAAAAGCAGAAAACCAUCCCGGUGGCUGAAAGAAUUCCUGAAUUCAAGUCAGUAUGUGACCUGCAUUGAAACAUAUUUAGAGGAUGAAGAACAACUAGACCUUGUAGUGAACUACUUGAAGGAAGUGUAUCAUGAGAUAGACACUAAAAAUCUGAAUCAAAUAAAUGGAGAUGGAAUUAAAUUUAUUUCAGAUGUCCUUUUGCCUGAAGCCAUCAUUUACGCGAUUUCUGCUGUGGAUGACAUAGAUUACCAGAAGGCAGAAGAGAAGUACAUAAAAGGACCAUCUGUGAGCAAAAGGGAGAGAGAAAUAUUUGAUGAAGAAAUUAUAGAGAGAAAAAAGUGGAAGACCAAACUAGCGUCUGCGGACAGCGCCUGAACUGUGGUGCAAGCUUUCCCGAGUUCUCCUGGCACUGCGUGUACAUAGUGGCGUGGUUGUUGGUAUAAACGUGUAAUUCCUGCUGUAUAGGAUCCGUGUGUGUGUGUCUCAGAGCUGUAGUCACUAGAACGCUGUGCCGCGGGCGGAUCCAGUUCUGCCUGCAGCCCGUGCUCUCGAUGCUGCCUCGCAAAGGGCGCGAGUGUUUUGCAGAGCUGCUUGGUAUAAUUCCGUCUUGUAUUCAUUAUUUUGGCCAAGUAUCUGACAAAGGAAGAGGUAUUGUCCUCAAAACCAUGUACUGGUUAAUUCUUGCCUGCUGAUUUUACUGCUGCUGGGUGGGUGCAGGUUUCCCCCGUCUGAAAACAUUCGCAGCGGGUUGGCCGUCCUUGCUUUACAUGUCGCUGUGUGGGGAAUGAAAUGGGAACGUGGGGAUGCAGCCUGAAGGGCAGAGGCUUGGGUUUUGGUGGUAGGACAACUGUAAAAUUCAGUGGAAAAGGAAUCCAAUGUUUGCUUAAAAAACAAAACACAUUGACUUUAAAAGUGAAACUGUUUUGAUUGUUCUUUUAUUUUUUUGUUGGUUUUUUUUUUUAGGCCAUGUUUUUAGGAACACUUUUGAUUAUCUUUUUCUGUCGGAUUUUACUAUUAAAUUUAAUCAUCCCCUAGCUUUCUGUUAACGGUGUAGCACUGUCCCUUGCUGGUGCUAGACUCGCACUGUUGUUGAACUCUAAGGAUAAAAGCCCGGUGAUUGUAUUUUUCUGCAUUACAAUGAAAAUGUGAUCUACUUGCUUGUUCAAUAAAAACUGAGAUGAUUUGAAAUUAA
Molecule: messenger RNA, 3223 nt
Organism: Tyto alba (common barn owl)
Lineage: Eukaryota; Metazoa; Chordata; Aves; Strigiformes; Tytonidae
Gene: PWWP3A
Product: PWWP domain containing 3A, DNA repair factor
Exons: 14
Coding region: 109-2406 (765 amino acids)
Molecular function (GO): protein binding
Source: RefSeq, a predicted model, not a curated record